CCUUCUGGGGUUUGUAGUACCCGAGAGCUGAGUCUAAAGCAUCCGGCCUAAGGACACCCUUUAAAAAAAAAAAAAGAAAAAAAGAUUCAGAUUAGUUUUUUUCCCUAUCUUCCGAAUCGAUUAUGGAUCUAGAUAGCUAGUAAGAAGCAUCAGAAUAUUAAGGGGACUGACAGGCUGCUUUUAAGACUGAGCUUUACUGAUCGAUGUUUCUUAAAUCUCGGGAAUAGGUAGUUGAUGUGUGCGGGCUGGGCGCCUGUAGGAAGAGAACCUCGUGGUGCGGUUUGAGAAGUCUGGGGAAGAGAGCGCGCUUGCGGCGUACUUGUCUACUGUAGAAGCUACUGGGGUUAUCAACGCGUACGUUUUUGUGGAGAAAUCUCGUGUGUACUUUCCGCCAUGGCGCAACUCCAGGCACGUUUCUACACGGAGAAUAAGAAAUUCGCAGUAGAUGAUGUUCCUUUCUCAAUCCCUGCCACCUCUGAAGUUGCUGACCUUAGUAACAUCAUCAAUAAAUUGCUGGAGACCAAAAAUGAGCUCCACAAACGGGUCGAGUUCGAUUUCCUUAUCAAGGGCCAGUUUCUUCGAAUGCCCUUGGUCAAGCACAUGGAACUGGAGAACAUUUCAUCGGAAGAGGUUGUGGAGCUAGAAUACGUGGAAAAAUACAGUGCACCCCAGCCAGAGCAGUGCAUGUUCCACGAUGACUGGAUCAGCUCGGUUAAAGGGGCAGAGGAAUGGAUCCUGUCUGGUUCUUACGAUAAGACUUCUCGGAUCUGGUCAUUGGAAGGGAAGUCAAUAAUGACAAUUGUGGGGCAUACAGAUGUGGUGAAAGACGUGGCUUGGGUGAAAAAGGACGGUUUGUCCUGCUUGUUACUGAGUGCCUCGAUGGAUCAGACUAUUCUCUUAUGGGAAUGGAAUGUAGAGAGGAACAAAGUGAAAGCCCUACACUGCUGCAGAGGGCAUGCUGGGAGUGUGGACUCUAUAGCAGUUGAUAGCUCAGGAACUAAAUUUUGCAGUGGCUCCUGGGAUAAGAUGCUAAAGAUCUGGUCGACAGUCCCUACAGAUGAAGAGGAGGAGAUGGAAGAAUCCACAAAUCGACCAAGAAAGAAGCAAAAAACAGAGCAAUUGGGACUAACAAGAACGCCCCUGGUGACCCUCUCUGGCCACACAGAAGCAAUUUCCUCAGUUCUUUGGUCAGAUGCUGAAGAAAUCUGCAGUGCAUCUUGGGAUCACACAAUCAGAGUGUGGGAUGUUGAGUCUGGCGGGCUUAAGUCAACUCUGACAGGAAAUAAAGUAUUUAAUUGUAUUUCCUAUUCUGCCCUUUGUAAACGUCUGGCAUCUGGAAGCACAGAUAGGCAUAUUAGACUGUGGGAUCCCCGAACUAAAGAUGGUUCUUUGGUGUCUCUGUCCCUCACAUCCCAUACGGGCUGGGUGACAUCAGUGACGUGGUCUCCUACCCACGAGCAGCAGCUGAUCUCAGGCUCUUUAGAUAACAUUGUCAAGCUGUGGGACACAAGAAGUUGUAAGGCUCCGCUCUAUGAUCUAGCUGCUCACGAAGAUAAAGUUCUCAGUGUGGACUGGACAGACACAGGGCUACUUUUGAGUGGAGGAGCAGACAAUAAAUUAUAUUCCUACAAAUAUUCCCCUACCUCUUCCCAUGUAGGGGCUUGAG
Molecule: messenger RNA, 1666 nt
Organism: Acomys russatus (golden spiny mouse)
Lineage: Eukaryota; Metazoa; Chordata; Mammalia; Rodentia; Muridae
Gene: Wdr12
Product: WD repeat domain 12
Exons: 13
Coding region: 394-1665 (423 amino acids)
Biological process (GO): maturation of 5.8S rRNA from tricistronic rRNA transcript (SSU-rRNA, 5.8S rRNA, LSU-rRNA); ribosome biogenesis; maturation of LSU-rRNA from tricistronic rRNA transcript (SSU-rRNA, 5.8S rRNA, LSU-rRNA)
Cellular component (GO): PeBoW complex; preribosome, large subunit precursor
Molecular function (GO): protein binding
Source: RefSeq, a predicted model, not a curated record